Symsagittifera roscoffensis is the source of this 2956-nucleotide messenger RNA. RefSeq lists its product as uncharacterized. The record is from RefSeq and is a predicted model, not a curated record. NCBI's taxonomy places the organism in Eukaryota, Metazoa, Xenacoelomorpha, Acoela, Convolutidae.
ACGAAUGUUCAAAUAUGUCCUCCGAUUUCUGAUAACCGCAACAUAGAUCAAGGGCAACCAACAUCUGAAAAACCUUCCUACCGAUCUGUUGCUGCAAUCUUUUUAAACAAGAACCCGGCGCAAAAUAGAACUUCAAACCCGUCACUCGGUCCCACAUCUUCCCCUGGUACUUGUGCUAGUUCUCAGGCAUCUUCUAGUGGUUAUGCUCCCAUUAAUCGUUCAGACCAAGCUUCUCAACCAGUAAGCCGUUGGCAGACAAUCAACUCAAGAAAUCAAAGAGCUGUUUCUCGAAGUUCGGUAACUGAUGGCUCACAUCUUCAACAACCAGCAACUCAGAACCCGACUGCAAACAAUCAGCGUGUGAAAUCAAGACAAAAGCGCAAUAAACAACUAUCAAAAAGGAAUUUUUUCGAAUCAUUAGAACCAACUUUGAAUACAACACCCUUGGAGGAUACCUCCAAUGAUCAAACUUUAAAUACAGUGGAAGAAACGCCUCUAUUACCGGCAUCACCGCAGCUGCAUCCGACAGCACCUGUGCAGCAACCAUCACCGCCAUUUGAGCAAUCGACAUCAUCUCAGAUGAAUUCGACAUCAUCUCAGAUGCAUCCGACAUCUCAGAUGCAUCCGACAUCAUCUCAGAUGCAUCCGACCCCUCAGAUGCAAUCGCUGACAUCAUCUGCGUUCGCAGCAUUCGGUACGUAUCAGCUGAAACCUCAGAUCGGAAGAAAAGCUCGAUCUGCAUCACGAGAUGCGGCAGUGGAGCAACAGAGUGGACCUAGAAGAAGAGGAUCGUAUCCCCAUCAAAUGCAAGAUGGCGCGUCCCCAAUGCCGUUGACCAAUGUGUUUACCCAAAGCGGAGCAACACAAGUUGGUGAUCAGAACCAGCAGCAAUUAACGACCCAAGAAAUUACACCAAGUCCAAAAAGUUAUCAGGAUUUUCUGAACUUGCAGCCUACGCAGCAAUCGAACGCACCUCUAUCCACACAAAUGCAGCAGAUGUCUCAGUUGUCAAGCUCUACACCCGAACGAAGACGAUCGAUCACCGAUUUCGAUAACGGGAUACCACAGACGCUUCCAGAUCACAGUUCUCAAGUGCUUCCAAUAUCUGCAGAAAAAACGCCACUCUCGGCGACACCAUUUGAAAUUAGUGCCAACUUGACGAACUCGGCAGUAAAUGAACAAAAUGAACAAAUGCAUUCAGAAUCGAACACUUUGGAUCAAAUGAAUGUUCAAGGUCAAGAAAGCUUUGAACAUCCAACCCUGCAACAAGAAACCACUGGAAGAGAAAUGGUACCAGAGGGGAACUCUGCAGUUCCUCAUGAUGCGAUAACAGAUGAAAUUGCUGUUCAGGAGAUCUCCGGUAAGAAAAAGAAAAAGAGCAGGCGAAAUAGAAAGAAUAAUGAUGCGACACCGAAUACCGAAGAACUCGUCGCGCAGACACCAUCAAUUGCACCUGAAAACAUUGCAGACAACACUAACACUACAAUCACUACUAGCCAGCAAGUCACAACACAAAUCACGACUAGUUCUAAUAAUACAAAUGAUAACGCAAUGGAACAACCCCAAGGAACAUCUGAAAACACAACUGCUGAGGGAUUUCCAAAUCAAAACUUAACUUCCGGAGAUGUUGCUGUCACCGAGGCUACUCAACAAGAUGCAGUUAGUAGUGGCAAAAGUAAAAAGAAGAAGAACAAGAAGAAAGAUAAGAAGGCAAGUGAACAAAAUAAGGCAGAUGACGAGUUGCUUGAUGCUCUACAGCCGCCCGUAGUUGAGCCGGAUAACAAGACUCAUGUCUUUCCAAAACCAGAAGGACAGGCACUGUUGAGUUUGACUAGAACUGGCAAGAACAGAACCUCACUUCUGGGGCGUGGUCAAAACUCUAAAGACAUGGUCAAGAACCGAGUGCGUCCGUUAACCGGCAAUCAGAAUUCUCAAACCAAUGAAAUUAGAGAAUGGUUUGGGACAGGGAGCGGAGGAGACACGCCAGUUACCAGAAAAGACUUGAUGCUUUUUAAGGAGGACGGAGUGGUCCGACAUUGCCCCUUGCACAGUUUUAACCCACUCAAAUGGGACUACUCAAACCAAAUUGGACCGUACACGAGAACUCGGAAAGAUGGAAGUUGCUCCGGGUGACAACUGGUUCGCUUAUCAGUUAACUCCCGGUGCGUACAUCUGGGUGGGAGUCGCGUAUCUUUUCGAAGCAGCUUGCUAAUCAGCAGGACUCCGAUAAGGAGGAGCCGAGUGUGGACCGAAUACGCACAGCAAAUAUCAAAUAAAAAAUUCAACAGUUCAGCUGAAAGUUAUUAUGGGUUUGCUUGGCUGAGAGACCUUAUAAACGCAGAUCAAUUCGACUGGUUUCGAACAGAUGUGGACGAAGCACAGCUGCAAGCGGACCAAGAGCCUGCAGAGUUUUGGAACCGAUUCAAGAAUAACGAAGAAAUUUUGGCUAUUACCCGGAUUCGUUAUAGGGUUCUACAAACUCCUGAGGGUGAUGUUGUGGUGGACGCAUGGGAUCCCCAAGGCCAUAUAAAGGCUCUAAGGUGGAUUUCACUCUACAUCACUCGGCUUGUGGAAAUGGUGCCAGAGUUAAUGGAGACUGGUCUUCGCAAGAUGGAUUCUUAUCACUUGGUGGAACUUGUGUUUUAUGGGAUGUUCCUGAUUCUGCGGAAAUGCGCUGCUGAUGGAUAUUAUAGAGAUCAGAAUUUGCUGCCGGCCGGUGGGAGAAACUUAGUUAUAGCGAUGUAUCGAAAUGAGCAACAAAGAGCAGCCACUGCAGCGUAGAAAGCGAAUAACGUGAAUAAUGCAAAUAAUGCGAACAAUGCUAAUGAUGGAAACCAAUAGAAAAAAAACCAGAGCAGGAAAAUGUAGAACGAUCGACAACUUUCGUUUCGACUUACCAAAAACUGCGUCGGAAAAAAGGACGUUUCCUUUAAUUUGUACAGGUGUGAAUAAUUCC